This is a messenger RNA of Heterostelium album PN500, 345 nucleotides long. RefSeq names its product GDP-mannose 4,6-dehydratase. Bases 1 to 345 code for a protein of 114 amino acids. NCBI's taxonomy places the organism in Eukaryota, Evosea, Eumycetozoa, Acytosteliales, Acytosteliaceae. The transcript is spliced from 2 exons. The record is from RefSeq and is a predicted model, not a curated record. Gene Ontology annotation, molecular function: GDP-mannose 4,6-dehydratase activity. Gene Ontology annotation, biological process: GDP-mannose metabolic process.
AUGAGCAAUGUGGUUGAGAAGGCCGACGAUUUCGUUAUUGUCACUGGAGAGACACAUUCGGUACGUGAGUUUGUCGAAAAAUCAUUCCGUGAGAUCAACAUCACCAUCAAGUGGCGCGGUGAAGGUCUCGAUGAAGAAGGUUACAACGAAGGCACCGGUGAUGUAUUGGUGAAGAUCGAUCCACGUUAUUUCCGUCCAACCGAAGUAGAUUUACUCCUUGGUAAUCCAGCCAAAGCAAAGAGAGAACUCAAAUGGGAAAUCAAGACAUCUUUCGAUGAUUUGGUCAAGGAAAUGGUUGCCAAAGAUGUUGAAUAUCUUUCUAAAGGUCAUGAUCAAUUUAAUUAA